AUGACUCUGAAGAGUUGGAGAGGCUACACCGCUACCUGGAAGGCUGGGCAGCAUGCAUUGAAAGCAAGAGUCCUCAACCUCCUUAAAACUGGCAGACUCGACAGUCCCUCUCCGUACCCACGGCCCCGCGGGCACCGUGCUUGUGGGAAAGGUUCUCGAAGGCUUCAUUUGCUGGUUUGUUCUUGGGUGCAUCUUCAUCUACCCGUAGGUGACCGUCCCGACACACGGGACCCUCUCCUGCCCUCCCCGCGCACACGCCAGGCCAGCGCGCUGCGGAUCGCCGUCCCGGGGCCCUCGGCCGCCGCCGCGCAGCGAGGGGGCGCAGCCGGGGACCGCGGGGACCCUGGGCGGCCCUGCGGCCGCUGCCCUCGCGCUUCCCCGGGGGAUUCCGCGCUCGGCUUUGCAAAGUUGUGGGCUCGGGUCAGUGCAGCGAAGGCCCAGGCUUCUCCAAACGUAAUAGUAAAAAGUGAUUCCACGCAAUCCCCGAAAGCCCCGGCCCAGACGUCGCGGAGCGGAUCGAGGAGCCCCAGGCGCCGCAGCCGGCCGGGUCCGGUCCCACCUGCUGCGGCCGCACAGGCUGCGGCACCACUGCGGGCUCCGGGCUCGCGGACCCGGCCGGCGGCCCCUGCGCCCUCCCGGGGACCCCGCGCCCGGCCGCCCGCGAGGAUCCCGGAGUGUUACGCGGAACGCAGGAGUCGGCUUGCCGGUGCACGAAGCGCUGAAACGCGCUGGUCGUCCACUGGAGAGUACCCCCUCGAAGAAAUCGGAAUCAGUUCCCCAGCUUUACCUGCACAACUUGGCAAGACUGAGAGAGCCUCAGUAGCUGCUCCGCUGCUGGGGGAGACGCGCCUCUGUCUCUCCUAUGCGUCGGUACACACUGCCCUCUCUGGCCGCUUGUUGUUAAUAACAAUACUUGUAGUGGAAGGGAUCGCUGUGGCCCAAAAGACCCAAGAUGGACAAAAUAUCGGAAUCAAGCACAUUCCUGCAACUCAGUGUGGCAUUUGGGUUCGAACUAGUAAUGGAGGUCAUUUUGCUUCACCAAAUUAUCCUGAUUCAUAUCCACCAAACAAGGAGUGUAUCUACAUUUUGGAAGCUGCUCCACGUCAAAGGAUAGAGUUGACCUUUGAUGAACAUUAUUACAUAGAACCAUCAUUUGAAUGUCGGUUUGAUCACUUGGAAGUUCGAGAUGGGCCAUUUGGUUUUUCUCCUCUUAUAGAUCGCUACUGUGGCAUGAAAAGCCCUCCAUUAAUUAGGUCAACAGGGAGAUUCAUGUGGAUUAAGUUUAGUUCUGAUGAAGAACUUGAAGGACUGGGAUUUCGUGCAAAAUACUCAUUUAUUCCAGAUCCAGACUUUACUUACCUAGGAGAUUGCCAGUUUGAGCUGUCAGGAGCUGAUGGAAUAGUGCGUUCUAGUCAGGUAGAACAAGAAGAAAAAACGAAACCUGGCCAAGCAGUGGAUUGCAUUUGGACAAUUAAAGCUACUCCAAAAGCUAAGAUCUACUUGAGAUUUCUAGAUUAUCAAAUGGAGCACUCAAAUGAAUGUAAGAGGAACUUCGUUGCUGUCUAUGAUGGAAGCAGUGCUAUUGAAAAUCUGAAAGCCAAGUUUUGCAGCACUGUGGCCAAUGACGUAAUGCUCAAAACAGGAGUUGGAGUGAUACGAAUGUGGGCGGAUGAAGGCAGUCGGCUUAGCAGGUUUAGAAUGCUCUUCACUUCCUUUGUGGAGCCUCCCUGCACAGGCAGCACUUUCUUCUGCCAUAGCAACAUGUGCAUCAAUAACUCCCUGGUCUGCAACGGCGUUCAGAACUGUGCGUACCCUUGGGAUGAGAAUCACUGUAAAGAAAAGAAAAAAGCUGGACUAUUUGAACAAAUCACAAAAACUCACGGAACAAUUAUUGGCGUUACAUCAGGGAUUGUCUUGGUUCUUCUCAUUAUUUCUAUUUUAGUACAAGUGAAACAGCCCCGGAAAAAGGUCAUGGCUUGCAAAACUGCCUUUAAUAAAACUGGGUUCCAAGAAGUGUUUGAUCCUCCUCAUUAUGAACUAUUUUCACUAAGGGACAAAGAGAUUUCUGCAGACCUGGCAGACUUGUCAGAAGAAUUGGACAACUACCAGAAGAUGCGGCGCUCGUCCACUGCCUCCCGGUGCAUCCAUGACCAUCACUGUGGGUCACAGCCAUCCAAUGUCAAACAAAGUAGGACCAACCUCAGUUCCAUGGAACUUCCUUUCCGAAAUGAUUUUGCACAACCACAACCAAUGAAAACAUUCAAUAGCACCUUCAAGAAAAGUAGCUACUCUUUCAAACAGGCACACGAGUGCCCUGAACAAGCCUUGGAAGACAGAGUAAUGGAAGAGAUUCCCUGCGAAAUUUAUGUCAGAGGGCGAGAAGACUCUGCACAAGCAUCCAUAUCCAUGGACUUCUAAUCUCCACUAAAGGUGACAGUAAUUAUUAAGUGUGUGCAUAUGCAGCCUACAGAGCACCCGUUCUGUUUGCAGCAGUCCUUUCUCCCAUCAAACCUAAAAAGACCUUCAUCUCCUGUUCACCUUGGUAGAAGUGGUUUUUAUUUUCUCAGGCGGUAAUAUAUGGUACACCAACCAAGGAGCUUACUGUAUUCACGGGACACUCAUCACCUCCUAUUGCCUGGCGUCGUGUGAGCAAAGCACCAAGUUAAUUAGCAGUCGGAGCGGGCAGAGGUUGUGCUGAGCCGGGCUCGGGAAUGCUGCUCCUGACUGACAGAGCUUUGUCACUAUUUGAAUCCCACAGUAAAUUUAAAAGUAAGUUUUCUUACGUUCCUUUUAUUUGUCUCUCAAUUUAAUUUACUGUGGGUGCCUGUGGUGUCACCGCUUCGGCUUCUCACGUGGGUGGUUCUGUCGCGUCCUGCACUUCAGCACAGGCCCUUGCUCCUCAGUUUCCAAGACACGGUUCCCGCAGUAAGUGCCAAGUAAGACUCAUCCCACGUGUUUCUUCUUGACUAAUUUCUAUAGUCCUGCCUUUUAGUGACUGGCUACUUAGUCCUUCCUUUCUGUGAGAAGUAGGUGAUAGGAUUUGUUACUUUUAAAUCAUAUUUUUCCUAGUUACACUAGAAAAUUUUGUAAUCCUGGGAUGUAUGUGCUAUUGCUGCUAUGACAAAGAAUUUGACAAAGAUAAAAAGUUCUAGCAAGCCUUUAAAAUUUCCUACAUGUGGUCACGGUCAGUGACGUCCCUUUCGCUUCACAACGGUCAUCUCAUCCACUUGUAGGGAAGCCUGUAAUUACGUUCAUUUGCAGCAUUUCUCUCUACCAGAUCAAGGUUUUCUGUUAUUUGUGUAAAAACAGUUACUUUGCUCCCUUUCUGUUGGUUCAUUUUUUUUGGCCUAUGGUAACCAAGGUUGUAUGAGAGUUAAAGGAAAAUUCUCUGAAAAACUGUGUGCGUUUAAAUUGCUUCUUUCUUGGGACAGUACAUUUUUCUAGCUAUUAUCAAAAAUAACAAUUUGAACUUUUUUUUAAACUGCACUUUUGACCUUAUGUUUUUUAUGGUAUAUAAAACAAUAAUUUAUAAACAUGCUAUAAAAACUCUUGUGUUUUUUUAGACUUUUGAUAUCAUUUGAUACUGUACAAUCUUUAUUAAAUCUAAAUUAAAGAUCUACACAACAGAUUUCUUUCACUGUUCACAUUAGAGGCUUUGUAUGCUGUGAUGGAACUGUUUGCUCUAAUUUAUUGUAAACAUGUUGGUAUAUGUACAUAAGCUUUUUCUUUCCUUUUGUAUUUAGUUCAUGAUGGUUUUUCUCUAUGUGGUAUUUAUUGCUCUAAGUCACUACAACAAAUAUUAAAAUAUGCAUUGUUACUUGAUCCGUCAAUCAUGUUAUUUUUGGCACUGAGAUUUUGGAUCUUAAGAUACGUGUAGAAGGGACUUCAUUUAUCACGUUAUAACUCAUAGAUGUGCCAUUUAAGAGAUAAAUUUUUAUUUUCUACAUUUUUGUAGUAAAUUUUCACUGACAUGGGAUGGAAGUUUCACUAGGUUUCAUUAAUUCUUUUAAAUAUUGCAAAGAUAAGUUUUCAAAUGACUUUAAAUUUGAUAUUUAACAAAAUACUGCCUCAAAGUGUAUUUCCUGUAAUUUUUUUCAAAUUCAUCUUUUUCAAUUGUUAGUAGUGCAUGUUGGCAGUGCAUAAAGAUUAUAUUCGUCAUGGGGAGUCGGCACAUUUUCCUAACACAUCUUAAUUCUUGUCCUUCCCCUUCCCACCCCUGCUUCCAUCCCUGGUCCCCUUCCCACCCCUGCUUCCAUCCCUGGUCCCCUUACCAUUUGCAAAACGUCUAUCCAGCGGUUUCCUAUUAUCUUUUAUUUUGGCCUUUAUGUACACUUCGGGUUUCUCAUGUAAGAAAAGCCAUGUGAUGUGUAAACUUGCAUGUCCAGUUUAUUUCACUUAACAUUAUUGUCUCAAGAUGCAGCCAUUUUCCCUCAGAGGACUCAGAUAUACCCUUUUUAUGAUAGAGUAGUACUCCACGGUGUAUAAAUACCACAUUUCUGUAUCCGUUCAUUUGUAAAAGUUACAUUAUAUCCAGGAGGUAAGAAAAUCUACACAUAGUAUUUUCGUGAUUUAAUCUUUUUAAGUUAACAUAAUUCUCUAUCUUCAAAACAAGUUGGAAAAGUGAAAAGACUUAAUGUAUUACUCAUUGAACUAAUACCAGAGACGGAUUGGAUAAGUAAAUUCUUUCAGUAGCAAAGUUGACUAGGCAUUUUAACAGGGGUGCCAACAUUUGAACAACAUAAUAUAACAAUAACUAUUAUCUCAUUCUUCGUGGUACCUGAAAUUAGCAUAAUUUCUAUAUCAAGUUAUUACAAAAGCCACUAUUAAAUCCAUCUUUAAUCUCUAGUUAUAGUAGAAGAUAAUACAGUAUGCCUAACUAUUUAUACUUUUGAAACUUGCAUCCUAUUUUAAAAGAGUUUGAUGAGACCUAUAAAAUACAAAGCCUUUACAGAAGAUGUUCAACAUUAAAACAUCACAGAAAUACAUGAUUUUAUGCAGCUCAGCAAGCAAACCUUGGAUGGCAGAUUUGGUUCUAAAUUUCUGGCUGCUCAAGUGAAGGAAACAGUUUUUUCUUUUCACAAUGGAAAGUACCAUCCACGAAGGCUAAUUUUCGCUAAGGUUUGAGGAUCUUUAUGUAGGAUGUUUCCUCAGAGUCUUAAAAAAUGCACAAUGCAAAAAAAAAAAAAAUGCACAAUGCAGGAAAAAUCACAAUGUAAGUCCUUAGCUGGUGAAGGCACAGCUUCGUGGAGUGUAGGAACAUUUUCUGAUGAGUCCAUUUGCAGGGCUGGAACCAGAGAAUCGAUAGCUGACACUGCCACGUAUAUGUGCCACCUUUGAACAUAGCAUUAGAUCUUAUUUCUUAGUUAAGCAUUUUAUCUGUAUUUUACAGAAAGAGAACUGAACUAGUAACUUUUAGAUGUUAGUACCAGAAUAACCCUAAUACUGUAUAUUUAGUCUUUGAUAUCAGUGAGAAAACUUUACAAAUUAUUUGCUACAGUGAAAGCCAUAAAUUUUAGUGAUAAAACCUGAAGUUUAGCCAUCUGAUAGGAGUGAUUACACAGUGCCCCGGUGUUAGAGAUGCAGUAUCUUCUAACACUAAACACAGAUCCAGAAGGUCAGUGUUUUCAGUUAAGGAUCGGUAUUGCCAGUGUAUGGCCGUAAUCCCAGAACUCGGGAGGCUGGGGCAGAAAGAUCCCUUGAGGGUAAGAAUCCAAGACCAGCCUGAGCAACCUAGCAAGACUCAGCUUUUUAAAAAGAACAAUUUUAUUAUUGUUGCUGGGAAUCAAACUCCAGGCCUUGAUAGCCACCACUCUCCUACUGAGCUACAUCCACAGCCCUAAAAAGGAACCUUCUUACAUAGCAAGGGAUCCUUUGGUGGAGGGAACAUAUUCAGUGUAAAAGUCUAGCUUUAAAAAGCAGAGCCUUUUCACAUCACAAAAUUAAAAACACUCCCUAAACUUCAAGUUCAUGGGUCUUACGUCAGUGUCUUUGUCAUGUUUCAUAAAAUUAUUGGCUGUUAAGCUCCUGAGUGUCUGGCACCGAACACUGUACAGUUGCUGCCUGAUGAGAAGGGUGCUUCUUCAUUUCAGGAGUGUAUCAGCCAAUGACACGCUAGGAAAAGCCUGGCUGCGACUCUGCGGAUAAUUCCUAAAGGUGAUUGAUUGUGUGCUCAUUGCAAAAUGGGUUGUGCUGGAUUGUUCAUGUUAUUUUCUUGCAAGAUCAGAAAAUAAUAAAUGAGUCCCAUCGAUUAGACCCAGAAGGAAUUUAGUAUUUGGUGAUCAAAGAAAGACAGUCUGAUCCAGCUUUGUUCAUGAGAAGAUGGAAGCCCGCAGAAGUGAAGUGAGUACUGCACCUGUCUCAGCCUCCCAGCCCCAUGUCUCCCCGUACCCCUCUCCCAGAAUCUGUGGCCAAGAUUCAAGCCCAGCCAUUCCAAACAACCCGCUAGAUGUAAAACUUGUCAGUCAUUCUGAUUUAAAAUGUAACUCUUACCAUCUUUUCAAAACAUUAUAUUUCCCCUUUUUAUUUAUGUAACACCAUGUUCUAUAGACUUGCUACCGUAAUUCUUUGGGGCUUACAACUGUGCAAGCAGUUACUGUGAAUUCUUAAUAAACAGUGUUUGUUAAUAAUA
This is a messenger RNA of Chinchilla lanigera (long-tailed chinchilla), 6628 nucleotides long. It is a transcript of the gene Neto2, whose product is annotated as neuropilin (NRP) and tolloid (TLL)-like 2. The coding region runs from base 1 to 2418 and encodes 805 amino acids. Lineage: Eukaryota; Metazoa; Chordata; Mammalia; Rodentia; Chinchillidae. Gene Ontology annotation, molecular function: protein binding. The record is from RefSeq and is a predicted model, not a curated record. The transcript has 12 exons.